AUGGCGCAGUCAAGCGACAAGAAGCGCCAGCGCGAGGCCGACGACGUUCCUGCCAACGGUAGCGACGUCAAUGGCAACGACCAGACCCAGGACCACGGCGACAACCCGCCCGCAAAGAAGCCACGGACUGAGACCCGCCAGCUCUUCGUUCGCUCGCUGCCCCCGACCGCUACAAGCGAGAAGCUCACCGAGUUCUUCUCGCAAUACUACCCCGUCAAGCAUGCGACCGUCGUGCUGGACCCCAAGACCAAGGAGUCGCGCGGCUUCGGCUUCGUCGCCUUCACCGACCCGGACGACGCUCUCGAGGCCAAGGAGAAGCUGCAGAACUUCUACUUCGAAGGCCGCCACUUGAAGCUCGAUAUUGCCCACCCUCGCCACCGCAACCCGGAGAAAUCGGGCGUCGAGGCCGUUACCAAGGCGAUCGAGGAGAAACGCAAGCGCGAGCUCGAAAAGGAGCUGAAGAAGCAGCCGCCCAAGCUUAUUAUUCGCAACCUGCCAUGGAGUAUCAAGACGUCCGAGCAGUUGGCCAAGAUCUUUGAGCCGUACGGCAAGGUUAAGUUCUCCGACCUGCCCAACAAUAACGGCAAGCUGGCUGGUUUCGGUUUCGUCACUAUGCGCCGCCGCAGGAACGCCCAGAAGGCUAUUGAUGCUGUCAAUGGCACGGUUAUUGACGGGCGUACCGUGGUUGUCGAUUGGGCUGUGGACAAGCAGACAUGGCAGAAGAUCAAUUCCGAGCUGCAGGCAUCUGAGCAGAAGGAGAAGGAGGAGAGCAAGAGCAAGAAGGAUAAGAAGGACGAUGACGAGGAUGACCCGAACAUGAGUCAGGCCGACAAGGAUUUGGCUGACUUCUUCAAGAAUUUUGGCGAGAACCUGGAAAGCGAGGAUGAAGAUGAAGAUGAAGAGAAGGAUGACGAGGAGGACAGAGAAAAAGAAGAAGAAGAAAAAGAUGAUGAUGAUGAUGAGGAAGAGGAGGAGGAGGAGGAGGAGGAGGAGGAGGACGAUAACGACGACGAUGAGAGCUCAGAGGGUAAGUCUGAUGAUGACGAGGAUGAAGAUUCAUUCGACGAGAAUGAAUACUCAAACUCAGACGAAACCUCACCAGAAGAGGAUUCCGACGCAUCAGGCUCCGAAGAAGAUGAAGAAGAAGAAAAGCACAAAAAACAACUAACGACGGACACCUCGACCACCAUCUUCGUCCGCAACCUCCCCUAUACCACCACCGACGAAACCCUUAAAGCCCACUUUACCCGCUUUGGCCCCGUCCGUUACGCCCGCGUCGUCAUCGACAAGACAACCGACAAGCCCGCAGGCACAGGCUUCGUCUGCUUCCGCAACAUCCAAGACUGCAAGGCCUGUAUCCGCGGCGCACCCCGGCCCCAAGCCCCCGUCCUACUCAAAGCCAAACACUCCGUCCUCCAAGACGAGCUCGCCGACCCCACGGGCAACUACACCCUCGAAGGGCGCAUCCUGUCCGUCGCGCAAGCCGUCUCAAAGGACGAAGCGCAGCGCCUAGCCGAGGAAAAGCCCAAGAAAAAGAAGGAGGACAAGCGCCGCUUGUUCCUCCUCUCCGAGGGCGUCAUCACUCCCAAAUCCCCCCUCUAUAAACUCCUGACCCCGGCCGAGAUCAAGAUGCGCGAGGCAAGCCUCCGCCAGCGCAAGAAGCUGAUCGAGUCGAACCCUGCUCUCCAUCUCAGCCUGACGCGCCUGGCGGUCCGCAACAUCCCAACCAACCUCACCUCCAAGGACCUCAAAGCCCUCGCCCGCCAAGCCAUCGUCGGCUUCGCAAAGGACGUCAAAGAAGGCAAGCGCCAGCCCUUGUCCCAAGAGGAAAUGACGCGCGGCGGCGACGCUGACCGCGAAGCGGAGCGGCGCCGCAAGGCAAAGGGCAAGGGCGUCGUCAAACAGGCCAAGAUCGUCUUCGAGACGGCCAAGGACGGGUCGAAAGUCGACGAGAAGAAAGUCGCGAAAUCAACGGGGGCGGCGGCGGGGAUCCGGAGUCGUGGAUACGGGUUCAUCGAGUACUACUCGCACCGGCGGGCGCUGAUGGGGCUGCGGUGGCUGAACGGGCACGCGUUGACAAACGAGAAGGGUAAGACACAGAGGCUGAUUGUGGAGUUUGCGAUCGAGAAUGCCAAUGUAGUGAAGAGGAGGCGGGAGAAGGAGGAGAAGAUGAGGUUGGCGAGGGAGCAGAGACGGAGGGAGGGGAAAGUGGGGCCGGCAGAGAAAGACGAGAAACAAGAAGAGAAGAAGGGGAAGGCUGAUGCUAAGGGUAAGGCGAAGGGUAAGGGGAAGAAGAAGGGUAAGGGCGCGAAGCAAGCUCAAGAAAAGAAGAAGAAGAAGGAGGAGGAGGAGGAUAGCAAUAAGCCGGUUGCUGGCAAAGAUAUACCCCCGACUAAGGAAGCCAAGAAGAAGGCCGACGCGAAGCUGGCCAUGCGCACCAAGAUUAUUGCGCGGAAGCGCAUGAUGCGUAAGAAGAAGGCUGCUAUGAGGACUGGGAAGAAAUAA
Molecule: messenger RNA, 2505 nt
Organism: Thermochaetoides thermophila DSM 1495
Lineage: Eukaryota; Fungi; Ascomycota; Sordariomycetes; Sordariales; Chaetomiaceae
Product: putative nucleolar protein
Exons: 1
Coding region: 1-2505 (834 amino acids)
Molecular function (GO): RNA binding
Source: RefSeq, a predicted model, not a curated record